CCUAUAAAACCACCCCCUUUUCCACCCUUUUCUUUCACAAUUCAACGCCGAAAAAGAACCCAGUCUUCUGAUCUCUGCCCCAAAGCAAAAAGUUCUCAUCUUUUACAAUCACAACUACUGGUUUUUUAUUUUCAUGGCUCAAGGAGAUUCUAACUUCCAGCAAGACAUGGCUAAAGAGGAAGAAGAACAGAGGCUGAAAUACUUGGAGUUCGUGCAAGUAGCCGCCGUUCACGCCGCUUUGUGCUUCACCAACCUUUACCUUUACGCUAAGGAAAGAUUGGGGCCGUUGAAACCUAGCGUCGAGACCGUUGAGGGAACGGUUAAGAGUGUGGUUGGACCGGUUUAUGAUAAAUACCAUGAUGUCCCUGUUGAAUUCCUUAAAUUCGUUGAUUCCAAGGUGGGUGAAUCAGUGACCAAGCUUGAUCGUCAAGUCCCUCCAGUCAUCAAACAGGUCUCAACCGAAGCCAUCUUGGCAGCCCAAAAGGCUCCCGAGGUUGCUCGUGGCGUGGCUUCCGAAGUCCACCGUGCUGGAGUGGUGAACACCGCCUCAGGAUUAGCAAAAUCAGUGUACACCAAGUAUGAACCCACAGCAAAAGAGCUUUAUGCGAAGUAUGAACCCAAAGCUGAACAAUGUGCGGUUUCAGCUUGGCGUAAACUCAACAUGCUCCCGCUCUUCCCUCAAGUUGCCUCGGUCGUUGUCCCAACAGCUGCUUAUUGCAGCGACAAGUAUAACGAGACAGUGGUUAGCAGUGCAGAGAAAGGGUACAAGGUUGCCUCCUAUUUGCCUUUGGUUCCUACAGAGAAGAUCGCUAAGGUGUUUGGUGAGCAGACGACUGAAAUGCAGCCGUUGGUUUCUGAGAGUUGAUCUGCUUUGAAUCCUGUUUAUGUGGGCUAUGACUUGUGAAUAUAAUAAUCUUGACCUGUUUUAUGUUUUUACUUGUGACUGUCUCUUGUGAUGGAUGGAACAAUGGGUUUUAGUUUUCAUGUUUGUUUUUAUUGUAUUUUAUUUUUAUUGAAAUAAAUUUGUUUUUGAUGGGAA
Molecule: messenger RNA, 1039 nt
Organism: Gossypium raimondii (Peruvian cotton)
Lineage: Eukaryota; Viridiplantae; Streptophyta; Magnoliopsida; Malvales; Malvaceae
Product: REF/SRPP-like protein At3g05500
Exons: 3
Coding region: 134-865 (243 amino acids)
Source: RefSeq, a predicted model, not a curated record